UUUGUUGUUUUGAGCCCGUCAGUAUUUAAGGUGUUAGAGCGCUCAGAUGGAUUUUAAGUGUUUACAAAUGCACUACAAAUGUAAUUAUUCUCAUCAGUGAGCAAACCAGUAGGAACAACUCCGAGCGAAACGGCAGAGAUCUGCAUAACACAAUAUUAUAAACAUGGAGUUAAUUAAAGAAGAGAGUGAAGAAAUAAGUAAAUCCAGGCAUUAAAGAGGCCAGUUGGGUUCAAGCAAGCAGUCUAGCUGCUGGUGUAACAGCACAUUCUUCAUGAAGCAAUACUGAAAAGAUGGAGUUUUUUAAAGAGGAGAGUGAAGACGUGAGUGAUCCAGAAGAAUGCAAAAUAAAGGAUGCUGAGCUACAAACAGCAAAAAAGAGAAAGACUUCUCCUGUAUGGGAAUACUUUGAUCAGAUUUCUUCUAACAAGGUGAAGUGUAUGUUGUGCUCUAAGGAAUUGGGGUACAAUAAUAACACUUCGUCUAUGAUAAGGCAUUACCGUGCAUUGCAUGAGAACAAGGAGAGAAAUGGAUGUGGGCCCAGCCAAGCUACCAGAAAACAAGAGCUGGAUGAGGCCCUGGUCACAAUGAUUGUGAAAGACACACAGCCAUUUAGUAUUGUGGAGGAUGUGGGAUUUAGGGACUUUGUUCAGAAACUAGACCCAAGCUAUGUUCUUCCCACAAGGCAGGCUGUAAAGGCCAUGGUGGAGGCGAAAUAUGCCGAGUCCAAGGAGAAGGCCAAAGCUGACGUGAAGAAGGUGACUGCAGUGAGCCUGACGUCUGACCUGUGGACGUCCAUCAACAUGGGUGCCUACCUGGCAGUAGCUUGCCACUUUGUGGACAGCAACACCUGUCUCAAUUCAGUUCUGUUAGGAGUGCUCAAAUUUCCCCAGGCACACACUGCUGAAAAUGUAGCUCACUUGAAAGCCUCCCUCAUGGAGGAAUGGGGGAUAACCAACAAUGUAACAUGCCUGGUUACAGAUGGUGCUGCUAAUAUGAUCGCCUGUGGCAGGGAACUGAGGCUCCGUCACACGGUCUGCAUUGCACACACUCUUAACCUGAUAGUUAAAAAGGCUCUUGACCAGACCCCUGUGCUCGCUGAUAUUCGGGCCAAGGCGAGGAAGCUCGUGGGAUACUUCAGAAGCAGCGUCACUGCUAAGGAAAAGCUUGCACUGCUGCAACAGCAGAUGGGAAGGCCUACGCUGAAGCUCCUUCAGGAGGUGGAGACCCGCUGGAACAGCACCUUUCAAAUGCUGCACCGUCUGGUGGAGCUCAAAGAGCCAGUGCGGGCAGCUUUAGCCAGUCUGGCCACUGAGAUACCCCCACUGAGCUCUGAUGAGCUCACCUCUGUGACUGCAUGCCUUUCACUGCUCUCUGGCUUUAAUGAUGCCACUGUGGAGCUGUCAGAAGAAAAGAAGGUUUCUGGGUCUAAGGUAUUGCCACUGCUUAAAAUGCUAGAUGAAAAUCUGCAGGAAGAGAUGACGAAUAUGGCAUCUCCAGUGGCAAGACAAAUGGGAGAGCAUCUGAAAAGACAGUUAAGGGAGAAGCUCAACACAUUGCAGUCUAUGAGCAUCAUGUCGCUUGCAACAAUGCUGGACCCUAGGUUCAAAGCGAUGGGAUUUUUUAGUCCUACAAAAGCCAACGAGGCCAUAAAAAGGCUUACAUCGGAGUGUGCUGCCAUAGUUAGCUCUGCAGCUCAACCAUCAGCAUCACACGGGGCUGAACUUGUAACCCCAGGUAACAAACUGUGGCGUCAUCUGGAUGACAGUGUGAUGGAGUCGAGAAGAAGGCACAGCGUUACAGCAGACGCUACUGUGGAAGUCCAGCGGUACCUUGCCGAACCAAAUAUUGGGCGAUUAGAGGACCCCCUUCAGUACUGGGAGAGACAGAAGCUUAUAUAUCCUCAUCUGUAUAGGCUUGCUGUCAAGUAUUUAUGUACCCCGGCUUCAUCUGUGCCUUGCGAAAGGGUGUUUUCAAAGGCAGGAGAAGUUGUGUCAAAAAAAAGAAAUCGCCUUAGCCCUAAAACAGUUGAGAAAUUAAUGUUUCUGAAUAAACAUGUCUGAAGGAUCAUUUUCAUCUUCAUCAUUUUCCUUGAUCAAGUCAUCAGAGAGCAUGACAUCAUAGACGAGGUUUAUUUGGACAAACUCUUAAAUACAAUUUUAAUAGUUGAAACAAAUACUUUAAAAACGUUUCAAACAAUAAUGAAUGUCUGUGUAUUUUGUAAUUUUCUAAUGAACAUUUUUAAGUGAUCAAUUCUAACUGUAGUGGUGUGUCAGGAGUGUUUAUCGUAUUUAUCUUCUCUGUUACAAUGGAAUAUUUAUUCAUUUGCUUUGUCAGACUUGUAACAGUUGUAACAGUGUACUCAAGUCAAAACACCCCAUAAGUUGGCAGGUGUUUUCCAGCAAAGGCGAUCUUCGCUACUAUCGCAUUCAUACAGUGCUUUCUAGUAAAGUGUUUAUUAUAAGUAAAUAUUAACAUCAGAUCUACAGGUUUGUUCUGUAUUGAAACAUAUUAAGCUGUAGAUGCACAAAUACACUAAUGAAAAUACAUUUAUUGCAAAGUUCUUCAACAGGGAGUUUUGUUUUGUAUGUAUUGUGUAUAUGUAAACUAUACAGCUGCGUAUGUGUGUGUAUGUGUUUGCAUUUGUACAUUAAUUCUGCUGAAAUAUUGAUCUUGCCUUUCAUUUACAUCUGGAAGAGAAUUUCAUCUGCACUGCAUUUUAUCCACACUACAUUCUUGCUGUGUUUACAUCAUAGCGGGAAAAAAUGCGAGAAGGUUGAAUCCAUGCUUGACAAGCUCCUGUCUCAACAUCUCUACAGUACGAUAUUUAUAUAGAAAUAUAGAAGUGCAUUGACAAACUCUUUAGAUCUGUUCCACAGCUUCUCUAAAGGAGAGGCCGUGAUUUCUUACUUGGUCAAUUAGGGUAACUGCUUUCAUUUGAAAUUGGUCUGUACCUUCUAUCUCUCCUUCCACUGUGCUGUCCACUUCUUCUCUGUCCAUGUCUUACAGUUUCUCCUCAUGCUCUUUACACCAAUGACCUGCACUCUACUCAUCUACCCCCGCCCCCUUACAUAUUUUUUCUUGUUCUCUGUAUAUUUUUCCCUUUUUAAGCAAUUGAGAUAAAUGUGUAAACAAUUAGAAAAACUGCAUUUCCUUUGUUGUCUGUUAUUAAGCGAGCAGUUAUUAGUUUGUGGCUGUGCAUUUGAUGAUAUGACAGAUUACAGAGUGUUGUUUGUUGUGUAUGGACAAAUCAAUGUUUGUGAUUUGUAUAAAACCAAUAAAAGGAGCUACAAUUGUUU
Messenger RNA from Sinocyclocheilus anshuiensis, 3296 nucleotides. Its product is annotated as zinc finger BED domain-containing protein 4-like. The record is from RefSeq and is a predicted model, not a curated record. Gene Ontology annotation, molecular function: protein dimerization activity; DNA binding. Bases 291 to 2060 code for a protein of 589 amino acids. The transcript is spliced from 8 exons. NCBI's taxonomy places the organism in Eukaryota, Metazoa, Chordata, Actinopteri, Cypriniformes, Cyprinidae.